This is a messenger RNA of Manis javanica (Malayan pangolin), 1707 nucleotides long. It is a transcript of the gene WARS2, whose product is annotated as tryptophanyl tRNA synthetase 2, mitochondrial. Gene Ontology annotation, cellular component: mitochondrion; mitochondrial matrix. Gene Ontology annotation, biological process: mitochondrial tryptophanyl-tRNA aminoacylation. The record is from RefSeq and is a predicted model, not a curated record. NCBI's taxonomy places the organism in Eukaryota, Metazoa, Chordata, Mammalia, Pholidota, Manidae. Gene Ontology annotation, molecular function: ATP binding; tryptophan-tRNA ligase activity.
UCAUGAUGGCGCUGCGCUCAACGCGAAAGGCGCGUGAGUGCUGGAGCUUCAUCCGGGCACUUCAUAAAGGACCCGCAGCUGCUUCCGCAUGCCAGAAAGAUGCCAUGAGGCGGGUAUUCUCUGGCAUUCAGCCUACAGGAAUCCCCCACCUUGGCAAUUACCUCGGAGCCAUUAAUAACUGGGUGAGAUUACAGGAGGAACAUGGCUCCAUGUUGUACAGCAUCGUUGACCUUCACUCCAUCACUGUCCCCCAAGACCCAGCCAUCCUUCGGCAGAGCAUUUUGGACAUGACUGCUGCUCUUCUUGCCUGUGGCAUAAACCCAGAGAAAAGCAUCCUUUUCCAACAAUCUCAGGUGUCUGAACACAUACAAUUAAGUUGGAUCCUUACCUGCAUGGUCAGUCUACCCCGAUUACAACAUCUGCACCAGUGGAAGGCAAAGGCUGCCACACAGGAGCACAAAAGAAUCGUGGGCCUGCUCACAUACCCAGUACUCCAGGCAGCUGACAUUCUGUUGUACAAGUCCACACACGUUCCUGUCGGGGAAGAUCAAGUCCAGCACAUGGAGCUAGUUCAGGAUCUAGCACGAGGAUUUAACAAGAAGUAUGGGGAGUUCUUCCCAGUGCCCAAAUCCAUCCUAACAUCCAUGAAGAAGGUAAAAUCCCUCCGUGAUCCUUCUGUCAAAAUGUCAAAAUCAGAUCCUGAUAAACUGGCCACUGUCAGAAUAACAGACAGCCAAGAGGAGAUAGUACAGAAAUUCCGCAAGGCUGUGACGGACUUCACCUCGGAGGUCACCUACGACCCGGACAGCCGCAGGGGUGUGUCCAACCUGGUUGCCAUUCAUGCCGCAGUGACAGGACUCUCUGUGGAGGAAGUGGUCCGCCACAGUGCUGGCAUGGACACUGCACACUACAAGCUGGUGGUGGCAGAUGCUGUGAUUGAGAAAUUUGCUCCAAUUAAGAGUGAAAUUGAAAAGCUGAAGAUGGACAAAGGCCACUUAGAGAAGGUUUUACGAGUUGGGUCAGUUAAAGCCAAAGAAUUAGCAUAUCCUGUGUGCCAGGAGGUGAAGAAAUUGGUGGGGUUUCUCUAGGAUGUUGCCACUAAUCGACUAACCAUGAAAAGGCUUUCAUGUCUUGUGGUCAGUGCACUCCAAUAAAGGCAGCUUUCUUCACAAGCAAAAAAUUAUUGUUUGGGGACAUUUAAUUUGGUACACAUAAUCACUGGUUUCAUUUGAUGAAUAAGAUUUGUAGCCUUCAAAUACAACAGUGUUAAAUCCCAAUCAGCAACUGCUGUAACCAAAACAAACAAAACGGAGAACAUACAGCCACCUGAAUCUUCAAAUGUUUGAGGCACACUCCUUGACCUGAAUUUAUCUAUGUAAAUCUGAGGGCAGUUAACAGUAAUUUAGCAAGUGAGUGUAUCAUUUGUGUCUCUCUGUGGAGUAUGUACUAGCUCAGGUGCUCACUUUAUCUUAACUCUUUUAAAAAGUAGUAUGAGAGGUCUUAGCCUUACAAUCUUUGGCAUGUCGUUUGGACCAAUUUGUAUUCAGAUCUUAUAAAAAUAAGUUGAUUACCAUCACUCAUUUGUCACUGAGAUGGCACCUGCUUUAAUGUAUUUAAACUGCUUACCUUGUUCCCCUUUAGACCACACUGACUGUUCCAGCUUUUUUUUUCUUUAUUUCAGAAAUACAUGAUACAAUCUUAUGAGAA